AUGUGUGCUCUGCUCUGUUUGGGGCGCUUACACCCAAUUACUAAAAUGCAGAUCUUUGUUAAAACCCUGACUGGUAAGACUAUCACAUUGGAAGUUGAGCCUUCCGAUACGAUUGAAAACGUUAAAGCUAAAAUUCAAGACAAGGAAGGUAUUCCUCCUGACCAACAAAGGUUAAUUUUUGCCGGAAAACAAUUAGAAGAUGGCCGCACACUCUCAGACUAUAACAUUCAAAAGGAAUCUACACUUCAUCUAGUAUUGCGUCUUCGCGGAGGAAUGCAAAUUUUCGUUAAGACCCUCACAGGGAAAACCAUUACCCUGGAAGUAGAACCCUCUGACACCAUCGAGAAUGUUAAAGCCAAAAUCCAGGACAAGGAGGGUAUUCCACCAGACCAACAACGUCUUAUCUUCGCCGGCAAACAAUUAGAAGAUGGCCGCACACUCUCAGACUACAACAUUCAAAAGGAAUCCACUCUUCAUCUGGUAUUGCGUCUUCGCGGAGGAAUGCAAAUCUUCGUUAAAACCCUCACAGGGAAAACCAUUACCCUGGAAGUAGAACCCUCUGACACCAUCGAGAAUGUUAAAGCCAAAAUCCAGGACAAGGAGGGUAUUCCACCAGACCAACAACGUCUUAUCUUCGCCGGCAAGCAAUUAGAAGAUGGCCGCACACUCUCAGACUACAACAUUCAAAAGGAAUCCACUCUUCAUCUGGUAUUGCGUCUUCGCGGAGGAAUGCAAAUCUUUGUAAAGACCCUCACAGGGAAAACCAUUACCCUGGAAGUAGAACCCUCUGACACCAUCGAGAAUGUUAAAGCCAAAAUCCAGGACAAGGAGGGUAUUCCACCAGACCAACAACGUCUUAUCUUCGCCGGCAAGCAAUUAGAAGAUGGCCGCACACUCUCAGACUACAACAUUCAAAAGGAAUCCACUCUUCAUCUGGUAUUGCGUCUUCGCGGAGGAAUGCAAAUCUUUGUAAAGACCCUCACAGGGAAAACCAUUACCCUGGAAGUAGAACCCUCUGACACCAUCGAGAAUGUUAAAGCCAAAAUCCAGGACAAGGAGGGUAUUCCACCAGACCAACAACGUCUUAUCUUCGCCGGCAAGCAAUUAGAAGAUGGCCGCACACUCUCAGACUACAACAUUCAAAAGGAAUCCACUCUUCAUCUGGUAUUGCGUCUUCGCGGAGGAAUGCAAAUCUUUGUAAAGACCCUCACAGGGAAAACCAUUACCCUGGAAGUAGAACCCUCUGACACCAUCGAGAAUGUUAAAGCCAAAAUCCAGGACAAGGAGGGUAUUCCACCAGACCAACAACGUCUUAUCUUUGCCGGCAAACAAUUGGAAGAUGGCCGUACUCUUUCGGACUACAACAUUCAGAAGGAAUCCACUCUUCAUCUGGUAUUGCGUCUUCGCGGAGGAAUGCAAAUCUUCGUUAAGACCCUCACAGGGAAAACCAUUACCCUGGAAGUAGAACCCUCUGACACCAUCGAGAAUGUUAAAGCCAAAAUCCAGGACAAGGAGGGUAUUCCACCAGACCAACAACGUCUUAUCUUUGCCGGCAAACAAUUGGAAGAUGGCCGUACACUCUCAGACUACAACAUUCAAAAGGAAUCCACUCUUCAUCUGGUAUUGCGUCUUCGCGGAGGAAUGCAAAUCUUUGUAAAGACCCUCACAGGGAAAACCAUUACCCUGGAAGUAGAACCCUCUGACACCAUCGAGAAUGUUAAAGCCAAAAUCCAGGACAAGGAGGGUAUUCCACCAGACCAACAACGUCUUAUCUUCGCCGGCAAGCAAUUAGAAGAUGGCCGUACACUUUCAGACUACAACAUUCAAAAGGAAUCCACUCUUCAUCUGGUAUUGCGUCUUCGCGGAGGAAUGCAAAUCUUUGUAAAGACCCUCACAGGGAAAACCAUUACCCUGGAAGUAGAACCCUCUGACACCAUCGAGAAUGUUAAAGCCAAAAUCCAGGACAAGGAGGGUAUUCCACCAGACCAACAACGUCUUAUCUUUGCCGGCAAACAGUUGGAAGAUGGCCGUACUCUUUCGGACUACAACAUUCAGAAGGAAUCCACACUUCAUCUGGUAUUGCGUCUUCGCGGAGGAAUGCAAAUCUUCGUUAAGACCCUCACAGGGAAAACCAUUACCCUGGAAGUAGAACCCUCUGACACCAUUGAGAAUGUUAAAGCCAAAAUCCAGGACAAGGAGGGUAUUCCACCAGACCAACAACGUCUUAUCUUUGCCGGCAAACAGUUGGAAGAUGGCCGUACUCUUUCGGACUACAACAUUCAGAAGGAAUCCACACUUCAUCUGGUAUUGCGUCUUCGCGGAGGAAUGCAAAUCUUCGUUAAGACCCUCACAGGGAAAACCAUUACCCUGGAAGUAGAACCCUCUGACACCAUCGAGAAUGUUAAAGCCAAAAUCCAGGACAAGGAGGGUAUUCCACCAGACCAACAACGUCUUAUCUUCGCCGGCAAGCAGUUGGAAGAUGGCCGUACUCUUUCGGACUAUAAUAUUCAAAAGGAAUCAACUCUUCAUUUAGUUCUCCGUCUUCGUGGCGGCAACUAA
This is a messenger RNA of Leptosia nina, 2559 nucleotides long. NCBI's taxonomy places the organism in Eukaryota, Metazoa, Arthropoda, Insecta, Lepidoptera, Pieridae. The record is from the annotation of a GenBank genome assembly.